Molecule: messenger RNA, 7485 nt
Organism: Pristis pectinata (smalltooth sawfish)
Lineage: Eukaryota; Metazoa; Chordata; Chondrichthyes; Rhinopristiformes; Pristidae
Product: protein kinase C-binding protein NELL1-like
Exons: 20
Coding region: 80-2509 (809 amino acids)
Molecular function (GO): calcium ion binding; protein binding
Source: RefSeq, a predicted model, not a curated record
GCCAGUUUGUGCACGAUAUUGAGCAAAGUAGAGAGGGUCGCGUCGUGGCAGCAAUUUAUUGUUUAAACAAAAACACAACAUGCUGCAAAUGGAUAUAAUUGCAGUGAUUUUGGCUUUCAUACUCUGCGCAAAAUCAGUCUUAGGGUUUGGAAUGGACCCUGACUUGCAAAUUGAUGUCACUACAGAAAUGGAUCUUGAUAAUACAACGACGGGAGUUGCUCAGGUACCGGGAUUAUAUAAUAACAGCAAAGCAUAUUUGUUUCAAGAUGUGGAGAGACAGAUAGAGGCAGCUCCACACAUGACCGAGAAAAUGAUUCAACUGCUUAGAAAUAAAAGCGAGUUCACAGUUGUAGCAACGAUCCAACAAAAGGUUUUAACUUCUGGGGUCAUCUUGUCCAUCCAUGAGUCUGAUCUCAGGUAUUUUGAACUGGAGAGCAGCGGUCAAAGGGAUGAGAUAAGAUAUCACUACUGUUUCAAUGGUAAACCCCGCACCGAAGUAUUCCCAUAUCGACUGGCUGAUGGACAGUGGCACCGGAUAGCACUCUCAAUCAGUGCUUCUCAUCUCUUGCUGCACGUGGAUUGCCACAGGAUUUAUGAGCGUGUCAUCGAUCCUCCCCAGACCACUCUCAGCCCAGGAAUCAGUGUGUGGCUUGGUCAACGGAACAGCAGACAUGGGCUAUUUAAGGGCAUUCUGCAGGAUGUCAAAAUCAUCUUGAUGCCUAAUGGAUAUAUAACACAGUGCCCAAAUCUUAAUCGCACAUGUCCAACGUGCAGUGACUUCCUUAACCUGGUGCAAGGCAUUAUGGAUCUGCAGGAACUACUUGCGAAAAUGACGACAAAAUUGAACUAUGCUGAAGCCCGACUGAAUGAGCUGGAGAGCUGCUACUGUGAGAAGACCUGUCAAGUGAACAGAGAUGUGCAUCGCAGCAUGGAAUCAUGGGUUGAAAAGUGCAAAAACUGCACCUGCAAGAAUGGAGCCAUUGAGUGCAGGCGAGUAUCAUGCCCUCCUCUAAACUGCCCAGCAGAUUUUCGGCCAGUGUAUAGACCAGGCAAAUGCUGCAAAGAAUGUCGACCUAUAUGUCUCUAUGGGGGUCAGAAGCUUGCCGAAGGUCAGAGAGCUUUGAAAUCCAAGUGCCGUGAAUGCAGAAAUCGAACAAUGGUCAUUGUUCAUGAGACCUGCCCACCUCUGGAUUGCCCACUGAAUGAACACAUUCAGCCAGAAAACAGAUGCUGUAAUGUAUGUCGUGGCCAUGAUUUCUGUGCAGAAGGGCAUCAAUGUGGUGAAAACUCUGAAUGCUGGAAUCUGAACACGAAAGCUAUCUGCAUGUGCAAAAAUGGCUUUGUACCCAUACAGGGUGACACGGCGAAUUGUGAAGAUAAAGAUGAGUGUGCGAAUGGCACACACUACUGCCAUGCAAACACUGUGUGUGUGAAUGUGCCUGGAUCAUAUCACUGUGACUGUCUCCCAGGAUACACCAGAGUUGAUGACUACUCCUGUACAAAGCACGAUGAAUGCGGAAGCAGACAGCACACCUGCGACGAGACAGCAAUUUGCACUAACACUGUUGGAGGCCACCUGUGUACCUGCAAACCUGGCUAUGUGGGCAAUGGGACCAUCUGUCGAGCAUUCUGUGAAGAAGGCUGCAGGAAUGGUGGAAGCUGUGUCACUCCAGAAGUGUGUGCCUGCCCUCCUGGGUUCACAGGAAGAAGCUGCCAGACAGAUAUUGAUGAGUGUGCUGAAGGCAUCAUACAGUGUCACAGACACGCCCGUUGUGUCAACCUACCAGGGUGGUAUCACUGUGAAUGCAGGACUGGUUACCAUGACAACGGCAACUAUUCAUUCACCGGCGAGACCUGCAUUGAUAUCGAUGAAUGUGCCACAGGAAUGCACAGUUGCUGGAAUGACUCAGUCUGUGUAAAUCUGGAAGGAGGAUUUGACUGCCGAUGUCCUUUUGGUGAACAUUGCACAGGCGACUGUCCCCAUGAUGAAGAAUUAAAGCGCAAUGGACAGGUCUGGACCUUAAGAAAUGAUCGAUGUUCUGUCUGUUCCUGUCAGGAUGGCAAGAUUUUCUGCAGGAGGACAGUUUGUGACUGUCGCAAUCCAAACGUGGACCUCUUCUGCUGCUCAGAGUGUGACACCAGGGUGACCAGCCAGUGUUUGCAUCAGAAUGGACAUCUGGUUUAUCGCAGUGGUGAUAUCUGGACUUACAGCUGCCAGCAAUGCCGAUGUCUGCAGGGAGAAGUGGAUUGCUGGCCUUUAACCUGCCCAGCCCUCAGCUGUCAGUAUACCACCAUUCCAGAUGGAGAAUGUUGCCCACACUGUGUGAGUGACCCCUGCUUAGCUGACAAUAUGGUCUAUGAUAUCCGGCAGACGUGUAUAGACAACCAUGGAAUAACACGACUAAGUGGCUCGAUAUGGACCAUGGCUGGAUCCCCCUGCACAACUUGCAAGUGCAAGAAUGGAAAUAUCUGCUGCUCAGUCGACGUGGAGUGCCUCUACAACAACUGAAGCUCAUUUUCUGGACUGGUCUACUUCCUGUGCGGACAGUGCAGGUAACCGUGAAAACAUACUGCAAAAAGGCCCUCACGUUGUAGAACCAAAAGCUACCAAAUUGAGCAAGAUUUCCAAGAGUUUGUGUGUCGUGGAACAACCCUGCACUUUUGUGGCUGUCCAGUUCAAUACGUUUCACUUUCAACUCCAGGUUGGGACUUUCCAUUACCAUGCUGUUAGAAAAUAACACUUCUAUAUUUUUUACAGAAUCUUGGUGGCUAUGUGUGAAAAACUGGAUUGUUAUAUCUGACCGGAUUUGUUGUCCUGUUUCUUUGUAAAUCAAUUAUCUAUAAUACUGUGUAAUAACCCUUUGAGCACUGACUGUCUUUUGCUGUUUUUAAAAUUCAUGCAUUUCUGUCAAACAAUUCAACAAAUUAAAUGCCAUUGAACUUCAGUGCUGAACAUAAUGAAGAAAUACUUUAGACUAAGAAAAUAACAAAAUACGUAAUUUUCUUUUGGAAGAAGGAUCCAAAAUGGUUCCAGUGAAACAAUUCUCAAUUUUAAUUUUGGUUGUAAAGAUACAGUGGCGGUUGUUCCCUGGGUUGUGCAUUCAACUGUUCUUUAGAGAUAAAGUAGCUUCCAUUUCAUUACCAAAUGAAAGAUAUGCACUCCCUUUUCAAAGGAAAAACAAAUCUAAAAUGGCAAAGUAAUACUUUCCAACAAUUUUGUGAUCAAAGCCAAUAUGAACAUUGAAAGAGGCAGAAAUUUUAUCAGCUUAUAAAUCAGAACUAAACAACUUACCAUUAGCUUCUGCUUGUUUUUUUAUGUAACACAUAUGUUGGAAUUUUUUUCUUUCUUUCACUGAUGCAUUGCUUUUUCUAUUUUUGAAUUUUCAUAGCAACUAACAAGGGAUCUUCUUAAGAUGACACCCGUGUGGUUGAUUGUACUGUUUGAUUGUGUUGCUUUAAUUGAUUUGCCAACAGAGUUGAAAAAUAGUAAUAAUCCUAAGAGCAACAACAUUCCAGCAGUAGAAAGACCCACCGGAGUUCUCCACUGGGGAUAUGGCAAUUUGGAGAACCUCGUGGAAUUUCAAGGCCAUUGUAUCCUUGCAUUGGCACAGCCUGUGUGAAUUCAAACUGGAAAUGAUUUAUUCCUGGGACAUUUCCUGCAAUUAUGAAGCAGCAACAAUAAUAAAAAUAAUGCUAUAAUUAACUCUAAUUACUUUGAGUCACAGCCACUGUAAUUUCAGAAAUGUACUGGCAUCAGCUUUGACUCAGUGCUUUGCUUUGCAAGAAAGAGCAAGUAAUCUAGAGUGACGCUGUAAUACUCUGCUAAUAGGGUUGAGGAUGCCAUCUUUCGAAUACAGCAUUAAAUUGUAUGUAAAAGAUGCCUCAAUGAUUGUAAAAGGACAGUAGGGGAUAGCCAGUACUUUUCUCUCAAUUGACACCUUGAAUGGAUAAUGCAGUCAGUGUUAUUUACAGGACAUUGCUGUGUGAAAACAUGCUGUCAUUUUUGUUAAAACAAUGACUACAUUCCAAACGUAUCUUAUUGACUCCAAACAUUUUAGCAAGUCCCGAUACAAUGAAAGGUGCUAAAUAAAUGUAUAUUCUUUCAUUACGCUUCAACUUUCUCAUAAAAGUAGGCAAUAAUGGAAGAACCUCAUUUAGGAUUGUGUAAAUCAGAUAUAAAGUAAAUGCAUCAGUCUCCAGGUCUCCAGUUAUAAGUUGCAGUUUUGUUGAUACAAGGCAGGGUUAGUUACAAACCCAUUUUUAGGAAGGAGAAGCUGGAACAGAGGGCUUUCAGAGCAGAAUGAAGGAAGAGAGGCUUUAUGUGGCUGGUCCAGAUGAGUUUCUGGUCAAGGUGGCCCCAUGAAUAUUGAUGGAGGGGAAUCAAUAAUUCUAAUGCCAUUGAAUGUCAAAGCUAGAUAGGUAGACUUUGGAGACUGCCACAAGAAUACCAAGCAUAAAUGUUACUUGCCAAUUAUCAGCCAAUGCCUGAAUAUUGCCUAGAAUUUGUGGCAUGAAGAUGCAGGCUGCUUUAUUGCUGAGGAACUGCAAAUAUCCCCACAUGAUGGAAGGAAGACUGGUGAUGAAGCUGCUGAAAAUGGUUGGAUCUAGGAUAGUACAGUGAGGAAAUCCUGCAGUGAUGCCUUGGGGCUGGGAUUAUUGACCUCUAGCCGUGAUCCCCCUUGUGAGUCGUGUUUCCAGCCAUUGGAGUGUUUUUCCUUUGAUGCCCAUUGACUUUGGUUUUACCAGAGUUUCUUAAUGCCACACUUAAUACUGCCUUGAUGUUGAGGGCAGUCACUCUCAGCUAUCCUCUGGAAUUCAGCUCUUUGGGCCAUAUCUGGAGCUGAAUGGUAUCGAUGAAACCCAAAAUGGACGUGGUUUAGCAGAUUAAUGAUGCGUAUUGCUGUUAGAUAACAUGGUCAGAAAGUCGUGACAUUACUUUGCUGAUGUUGAGAGAAGAUUGAGCUGAAUUCAGUCAGAUAGAGGCAUUUGUCCUGCUUUUCUGGCUGGACUUGCAUGCGAAUGCUUCUGUCUUUUCUUGAGCAUUCGCUUGCUGGGCCCUGCCACUGUUGAGGAAGCAGUUAAGAGUCAGCUGGCUUGCUGCAGGUCUGCAGUUGUCUGUGGCCUCACACAAUGUAUGUAGGAUCAGAGAAUUCUAAAGGCGCAGAAGAAAGCUUCCUGACUGAGCAGUUGAUUCAAUCGCAUUAUUUAAUCUUUCCCCAGAGCACUGCAAGUUAUUUUCUCUCAAGCCUCUAUGCAAUUCCCUUUUGAAUGCCCUGACUGAUUCCGUUUCCGUCACCCGAUUGGAAGUGGGCUCCAGACCAUAACCAAUCUGCAUAAUAAAGAUUUAUGUCACAUUCCUCCUUGUAUCUUUUGUCCAUCACUUUAAAGCAAAACUCCCUGAUCUCUGGAGCAUCUGCUGAAGGGAAUAGCUUCACACUUUUUACCCUACCUAAACCCAUCUUAAUCAUGUAGACUUAUGUCAUGAUCCAAGAAUAUCCCCAGCAUAUGCAGUGUAAGGCUGUAGCUGAAAUCCCUGAUUUCUGGAACCAGUCUAACUAAAUUUCUUCUGCACUGUCUUGAACCUUCAUGGCACUAUAACACCUGUGGACUAUAUGAUGGGCUUUUUUUUUCCCCACCUGUGUUCUUUUGCUGCCUCUUCAGUUCUUCUGAACUUCUGUGCUGCUAUUUUAAUUCUUCUGUUAGCCCUUUGCUCCUCCCCCCAUCACCACUACCCCUCCGUGUGACUGCACCAUUCAAAUGAUUAAGUUUGCCAAAGUGAAUUUUGCAGAUUAUAAUGAUUUGCAAGGAGGUACUUCAGUAGCCAUGGUUUAUAAACAUUUAACAGAUUUCUGAAUAGUGCAUGUGGUAACUUUAGUAUCCAAAGUAGAUUAUGACAAGAAGGUGCAAAGGUAUGUUUAACUCCACAAACCAGGGAAUGAAGGAUAGAGUGCAAGAGCUAAGUCUUCAAUUAUCUGGAAUCCCUCCUUCAUCGAGCCAUGCAUUCUGUAUUAGCGUCCCUGGAUAAGCUCACGUACCCCAGACUGAACCUGUUCCUAUAAUAAGUGAAUAUGAAACACCCCACUGAAACACAGCAUGUGAAUACAUUUAACAUUAGCUUCUUUUAAAUAACAUGGCAAUUGUUAGCAAAGUACGAACAUAUCUAAAUACCUGUCUAAGCUUGCUUCUUCAUAUGGUUCUUUGGAAGGAUCACACUUUAAACAUGGUGCACAUUGCAUGUUACUACAAAAAUAUAAUGUGUCACUGUGUUUAUCAGCCAACAAAGACUGCUUGCACCUGACAACACAUCCAUCAAAAAUAUUUCUUGGCAAUAUCACCACCUAUCUGGUAUUGUUUUAGAUGUAAGAAGACUGUUUUCUGUAGAGAAUCCAGCAGUGGGUCAAUGCCAAAAGUUAAAAGGACAUCUGCUACUAACAUGCACCAUAAAGCUGGCAUGUUAUGGUUCAUCUGCUGCUAACACACACCAUAAAGCUGCCACAGUAUGGUUCAGCUGAGUAGACUAUGGUAUAAUCUCAGCUGUGGUCAGGCUGCAACAAUGGCAUAUGUUCAAUGGUUGUAAAGAUAUUUUUGUCCAGAAGAUGCCGUAUAACAACAUCUCUCUUUUUUGUUUUUUCCUUCUUUCUAUAUUUGUAUCCUUUUUCUUUGUUUCUUAUUUUGUUCUUUUUCUUUUCUUCUUGUCUUUUUCUUGCUUACUUUAUUCAUUUAUCAAUACCUAUUUUUCUCUGUCUUCUUUGUAUUUAUGCCUUCCAUCCUUCUAUUCAUUCUUUCUCUCUUUCAUUUCUUUAAGUGGAGUCACAUAAAAAGCAAACAUCUUUGGUGGCACUAUCACAAAUUCAGUACCUAUCAACAAUUGGGCUGCUUUAGUACAACCGAAAACACAAACUUGCACUCAUUCCUUUCACUUUAUUGUCUUCCAAAGAAAUUCAUUAUCUCCGGAAUCUUUGAGUUGCUAGAAAAUAGAAAGCCAACAUCUAUCCAGCCCAUUUCUGAUGUCACAGAGCCAUCCAACAUUGCAACAACCCUUCAGCGUACCAUGUCCCUACCAACCAUCAUGUACCUACAGAUACUAAUCCCAUUUAUCAGCAAUAUUACUCAAUUAUAUUGAGUCCUAAUGAAGGGUCUUGACCCCAAAUGUUGAUUGUUUAUUUCCCUCCAUAGAUGCUGCCUGACCUGUUGAGUUCCUCCAGCAUUUUGUGUGUGUUGCCCAUUUAUCAGCACUUGGCCUCUGACCUACUGCUCCUUGUCAACUCCUGUGCUCAUUCAGAUGCUUCUUAAAAAGAGUACCUGUCUCCACCACCUUCUCAGGACUGAUUGCAAACACUCUCUGAAUGAAAAAAUUCUUCAUCAAAUCACCUCUGAACCUUUUACUCCACUCCUUAAACCUAUGCCCUCUGGUUUUUGACAUCUCUGUUAUGGAAAAAAAUACUAUCACUAUUUAUGGAGACACAAGAAAUCUUGCGGAUGCUG